Drosophila grimshawi is the source of this 888-nucleotide messenger RNA. Its product is annotated as lectizyme. The transcript has a single exon. Gene Ontology annotation, molecular function: serine-type endopeptidase activity. Lineage: Eukaryota; Metazoa; Arthropoda; Insecta; Diptera; Drosophilidae. Bases 29 to 838 code for a protein of 269 amino acids. The record is from RefSeq and is a predicted model, not a curated record. Gene Ontology annotation, biological process: proteolysis.
CUAAACAGUGUAAUUAACUGCAGUUAACAUGAAACAAUUUGUUGUGCUCCUUGCUCUGGCCGUUGCCUCAGCUAGCGCCAAUGUGAUCGGCAUGCCUGGCUUUCCCGAGGGACGCAUCAUCAAUGGACAUGAGGCCAGACCCAACGAGGCACCCUUCAUUGUGUCCUUGCAGACAACCAAAGGAGCUCAUUAUUGUGCUGGCUCUCUGAUCAAUGAGCGUACCGUUCUGACCGCCGCCCAUUGCCUGAUCUAUUCGGACUUCCAACUGGUUGCCGGUGGCCACAGCCAAUCCGAUAAUUCCGAGACGCAGGUGCGCAAGGGAAGUGACAAGCGCCAGACUGUCCAUGCACAAUACUCAGGCGGUGUUGGUCCCUAUGAUAUCGGUCUGAUCUUCCUCGAUACACCCUUCAAUCUGAAUGCGAUCGCCCGUGAUGGUAGUGCACCCGUUGCAGCCAUCUCGCUGCCCAACAAUUACUUUUCGGCCAACAGUGAUGGUGUGCUCUUUGGCUGGGGACGCGACAACGCUGGCAAGUUGCCCGACAAACUGCAGAAACUGGAUGCGGACAUUAUUGGGUACAAUGAUUGCGCAGCUGCGAUGCCCAAGGGCAAUAAGUUGGACCAGACUAACAUUUGCACCUAUACCGCUGGUACUACCGAUGGUGCCUGCAAUGGCGAUAGUGGCGGUCCCCUGGUUACCAAGAAGUCCGAUGGCAGCUAUGAGCUAGUUGGUAUUGUCUCUUGGGGCUAUACUCCCUGUGCCACCACCAAAUAUCCCUCUGCAUACACCUCGACUGGUGCCCAUGCCAGCUGGAUCAAGGAACACAUCAAUGACUUUUAAACUGCGACAUUCUAUAAACUGAUUAAAAAUAUAUAUACUUUUGUGCAUUA